This is a messenger RNA of Elgaria multicarinata webbii, 7538 nucleotides long. It is a transcript of the gene SLIT3, whose product is annotated as slit guidance ligand 3. Gene Ontology annotation, molecular function: calcium ion binding; heparin binding; Roundabout binding. The transcript is spliced from 36 exons. The coding region runs from base 1 to 4563 and encodes 1520 amino acids. The record is from RefSeq and is a predicted model, not a curated record. NCBI's taxonomy places the organism in Eukaryota, Metazoa, Chordata, Lepidosauria, Squamata, Anguidae. Gene Ontology annotation, biological process: negative chemotaxis; axon guidance.
AUGCUGUCGGCAGGGCGGAAGAGUUCGGGUCGCCUCUGGUUGCUCCUGGGGUUGUGCAGCGUCGCGCUUUGGUUGCCUGCGGAGGGAUGCCCUAGUAAAUGUACCUGCUCCGGAUCCAAUGUGGAUUGCCACGGACUGGGACUCAAAACAGUGCCACGAGGCAUCCCCAGGAAUGCAGAGAGACUUGACUUAGACCGAAACAACAUUACAAGGAUUACAAAGGUGGACUUUGCUGGGCUUAAGAAUCUUCGUGUUCUGCAUUUGGAAGAGAAUCUAAUUAGUGUGAUAGAACGUGGAGCGUUUCAAGAUCUAAAACAACUAGAACGGCUGCGCCUGAACAGAAAUAAACUGCAAGUUCUUCCAGAGCUCCUUUUUCAGAACACACUGAAGCUAACCAGACUGGAUUUAAGUGAAAACCAGAUUCAAGGCAUCCCAAGGAAGGCUUUUCGAGGAAUUACUGACGUGAAGAAUUUGCAACUGGACAACAAUCAGAUUAGCUGCAUUGAAGAUGGAGCCUUCCGCGCUCUGCGUGACUUGGAGAUACUUACCCUCAAUAACAACAACAUCACACGCAUCCCUCUCACCAGCUUCAAUCAUAUGCCAAAGAUCAGGACCCUACGGCUUCAUUCCAAUUACUUAUACUGCGACUGUCACCUAGCUUGGCUAUCUGAUUGGCUGCGUCAGAGGCGAUCAGUUGGUCAGUUCACAUUCUGCAUGGCACCUGUUCACCUGAGGGGCUUUAAUGUUGCUGAUGUUCAGAAAAAAGAAUAUGUCUGCUCAGGUUCACAUGCUGAACCUCCAUCCUGCAAUGCCAAUUCCAUCAGUUGCCCAUCUGCUUGCACUUGUAGUAACAAUAUUGUGGACUGUCGAGGAAAAGGCUUAACUGAAAUACCAGCCAACCUACCAGAGAGUAUUGUGGAAAUCCGCUUGGAGCAGAACUCUAUCAAAAACAUUCCUCCUGGAGCUUUCUCUCAGUACAAGAAACUUAAAAGAAUUGAUAUCAGCAAGAAUCAAAUAUCAGAUAUUGCAUCAGAUGCUUUUCAAGGCUUGAAAUCUCUCACCUCACUCGUGCUUUAUGGAAAUAAGAUUACAGAAAUUUCGAAGGGGCUCUUUGAUGGGCUUGUGUCUCUGCAGUUGCUGCUUCUCAAUGCCAAUAAGAUCAACUGCCUGAGGGUAAACACAUUUCAAGAUCUGCAUAAUCUCAAUUUGUUAUCUCUCUAUGACAAUAAACUGCAGACUAUCAGCAAAGGGCUUUUCACACCUCUCCAAUCAAUUCAAACUCUGCAUUUAGCUCAGAAUCCAUUUGUGUGCGACUGCCAUUUGAAGUGGCUGGCUGAUUACCUGCAGGAUAAUCCAAUAGAAACCAGCGGCGCUCGAUGCAGCAGCCCACGUCGCCUUGCCAACAAACGAAUCAGCCAGAUCAAGAGCAAGAAGUUCCGUUGCUCAGGUUCAGAGGACUAUAGGAGUAAGUUCAGUGGAGACUGCUUCAUGGACCUUGUGUGUCCUGAAAAAUGCCGUUGUGAGGGGACAAUUGUAGACUGCUCUAACCAAAAGCUCACUCGACUCCCCAGUCACCUCCCAGAAUAUACUACAGACCUGCGUUUACAUGAUAAUGACAUUUCUAUUCUGGAAGCUACUGGAAUAUUCAAGAAACUCCCCAGCUUAAGGAAGAUAAACCUGAGUAACAACAAGAUCAAAGAGAUCCGCGAAGGCACUUUUGAUGGGGCAGUGGGAGUGCAGGAACUAAUGUUGACAGGGAAUCAGUUGGAAUCUAUGCAUGGACGAAUGUUUAGAGGUCUCGCAGGACUCAAGACACUGAUGCUUAGGAGCAAUAUGAUCAGCUGUGUAAACAACGACACGUUCACAGGAUUGAGCUCAGUAAGGUUGCUCUCUCUGUAUGACAAUCGCAUAACUACAAUCACACCAGGAGCCUUCAAUACACUUGUUUCAUUGUCUACAAUUAAUCUGCUGUCAAAUCCAUUUAACUGUAACUGCCACUUGGCAUGGCUAGGAAAAUGGUUAAGGAAGAGGAGGAUUGUCAGUGGAAAUCCUCGUUGCCAGAAACCAUUUUUCCUGAAGGAGAUUCCAAUUCAGGAUGUGGCUACACAGGACUUCACAUGUGACGGCAAUGUUGAAAGCAGCUGUCAUUUCUCUCCUCGCUGUCCAGACCAGUGUAUUUGUGUGGAUUCUGUAGUUCGCUGCAGUAACAAAGGGUUGCGAUUCUUGCCUAAAGGAGUCCCCAAAGAUGUAACAGAACUUUACCUGGAAGGAAACCAUUUAUCUGCUGUGCCAAAGGAACUCUCUAUGUUUAGACACUUGACACUAAUUGACUUGAGCAACAACAGCAUCAGCAUGUUGGCAAAUUACACCUUCAUUAAUAUGACACAGCUAUCAACACUGAUCCUCAGCUACAACAGGCUACGGUGUAUCCCAAUCCAUGCAUUCAAUGGGCUUAAGUCUCUCAGGGUGCUGACUCUUCAUGGCAAUGAUAUUUCCAGCGUCCCUGAAGGGUCUUUUAACGAUCUUGUGUCACUUUCCCAUCUGGCACUUGGUACCAACCCUUUGCACUGUGACUGCAACCUGCGCUGGCUUUCUGAGUGGGUAAAGGCAGGCUACAAAGAGCCAGGGAUUGCACGGUGCAGCAGCCCAGAAGACAUGACAGACAGACUGUUGCUAACUACACCAACUCACCACUUCCAGUGCAAAGGGGUUGUCGAUAUCAAUAUUGUGUCCAAGUGUAACCCUUGCUUAUCCAAUCCAUGUAAAAAUAACGGGACUUGCAACAACGAUCCAGUGGAUUUUUACCGAUGCACUUGCCCAUUUGGCUACAAGGGUCGAGACUGCAGCACACCCAUUAAUGCUUGCAUUCAGAAUCCAUGCCAUAAUGGGGGGACUUGCCAUCUCACUGACGCAAAUCAAGAUGGAUUCAGUUGUUCUUGCCCUAUUGGAUUCGAGGGAAAAAAAUGUGAAACGAAUCCAGACGACUGUGAAGAUAAUGAUUGUGAGAACAACUCAACUUGUAUGGAUGGGAUAAACAAUUAUGCCUGCCUUUGCCUCCCCAAUUAUACAGGAGAGCUAUGCGAUGAGGUGAUCAACCAAUGUGUACCUGAGCUAAACGCUUGCAAACAUGACUCCAAAUGUAUCUCACAUGAGAAAACAUACAGAUGUGAAUGCUUACCUGGCUACAGUGGAAAACAUUGUGAAACUGAUGAUGAUGACUGUGUGGGACACAAAUGUCGCCAUGGUGCAUUGUGUGUGGAUGCUGUCAAUGGGUACACCUGCAUUUGCCCUCAAGGCUUCAGUGGCCUCUUCUGUGAAAAUCCUCCACCGAUGGUUCUGCUGCAGACCAGCCCUUGUGACUACUAUGAAUGCCAAAACGGAGCGCAGUGCAUUGUAGUACACCAGGAACCAGUCUGUCGUUGCCUGGCUGGUUUUGCUGGCCAGAAGUGUGAGAAACUCAUUACUGUCAAUUUUGUUGGGAAGGAUUCCUAUGUUGAGCUGCCACCAGCCAAAAUCCGCACUCAGGCCAACAUCUCCCUUCAAGUAGCAACAGAUAAAGACAACGGCAUCUUAUUAUACAAAGGGGACAACGAUCCUCUGGCUUUAGAGUUGUAUCAAGGUCAUGUGAGGCUUAGCUAUGACACGUUGAACUCUCCGCCCACAACUAUAUACAGUGUGGAAACAGUAAAUGAUGGACAUUUUCACAGUGUGGAGCUGGUGAUGUUGAACCAGACCUUGAACUUGGUUGUAGAUAAAGGUGCUCCCAAGAGCCUUGGCAAGUUGCAGAAACAGCCUGUGGUUGGUCAAGACACUCCUCUCUACAUUGGAGGGAUUCCUACAUCCACGGGGCUGUCUUCAUUGCGGCAGGGGACGGAGAGGACGCCUAGCGGUUUCCAUGGGUGCAUUCAUGAUGUUCGUAUUAAUAAUGAGCUGCAGGAUUUCAAGGAUCUACCACAUCAGUCAAUCGGGGUCCUUCCUGGUUGCAAAUCCUGUAACAUCUGCAAGCACGGCAUCUGCCGCUCUCUUGAGAAGACCAGUGUUGUUUGUGAGUGCCACCCAGGCUGGACAGGCUCACUAUGUGACCAAGAAGUUAGAGAUCCCUGCCACAAUAGCAAAUGCCUCCAUGGAAAAUGUGUAGCCACUAACUCUGCUUACACAUGUAAGUGUAUAGAAGGUUACAUGGGCAUGUACUGUGACAAAAAGAACGAUUCCUCCAACUCCUGCAGAGUUCUGAAAUGCAGCCAUGGGCAGUGUAAGGUCUCAGCACAAGGUGAACCGUAUUGCGAAUGUGAGCCCAACUAUAGUGGAGAGCACUGCGAUCGAGAAAAUCUGUGCCAAGGAGACAUCAUUCGUGAAUUUAUUCGGAAGCAACAAGGUUCCAUAUCAUGUGUCUCCAAUGUCAAGAUACCUCGUGUAGAAUGUCAUGGCAGCUGUGGGAACAAUCAAUGCUGCAUUGCACUCCGGAGCAAAAGACGGAAAUAUGGCUUCCAGUGUGUGGAUGGCUCCUCCUUUACGGAAGAGCUGGAGAGGCAUGUGGAAUGCGGCUGUGCGAAAUGUUUAUAAGCAGCUGAUCAGCCUCUUUGCCCCUUUGUAUCGACUCAGAUGUGCUAUCAAAAAUGGGACCUAUUUACUUUUAAGUGAAGAAGAGAAUAUUAAGUAUAUUGUAAAAUAAGCAAAAAAUAGAAGUUAUUUUUAUUAUGAAAAGUGACUAUUUUCAUCUUUUAUUAUAUAAAGUAUCUGACCGUUUGGGGUAUAUGUAUCAUAUAGUGAGUUAUUUUUACUAUGGAUUUUUUUUUUUUUACAGUUGUAAAAAAAAAUGGGGGGGGGAACUAUUUCAAACCUAAACACAAUGAUUAAGAACAGAGUAUAGAUGAUGAUAAGCUUUGCAAGAUGGCUAGAUGUGACGGUAAUUUGAAGGGUCUGCCAUAGAAAGAGUGAAACAAGUCUUGAAAGAUUCUGGAUAGAUGCACAUCUAAGAACUAUAGCUCUCAGUCAUCUUGCAUGUCCAGGCAUGCUCAGUUAAUAUCCCUCCCAGCUGAUGAUGAAACUGUUAGUUGUAUUUCUCACUGUUGUGGAUCUGCUUGAUACCAUUGCCAAAAAAGCACAUCACAAUGCUGCCGUAGCUUGGGGUUUAUGCACAGAUGUUAUUAUGCACAUAUUAAUGCAAUGGUAGUUUUGUCUUCUAUGUAUGAUUGAUUUCACAGUAUUGUGUUCAUAAUCUGUUAAAUUGGUCGUCUAACAUAAUCACUCUUGCAAACAGCAAAUUUGGGGAAUGUUUUGCUUAUGAAGUUGUGUGCAUUUUUACGUAGCAGAUGGAACAAAAUGCUGUAACGCCUAAUUUAAAAAAAUAGAGGGGGUAAUUCACUUGCUUGGCACAUCCUCUCCUUCCCUUCCAGCAUAUGGGACAGCACUCCCUCUUGCUGACCCUUUUUGGUUCCCAUUCUGCAUGCGCAGAACACUGCGUGCAUUUUCUCAAGCAAGGGAAGGACCAGAAGGAAAUCUCCUGUGGUGGAAUCCUCCUCAACUGCAAUUCCACAUGACAUUAUGCUUCAGAUUGCAUAGCAGAAAUGCAAACAAUGCACUGAAACGUUGCCUUACUAGAUGAUGACAAUCCAUUUUAAAAUUCUGAUGCCUUUAUAUAGGAAUAUUUCACUUACUACAAGAGUUCUGCCAAUGUGCCCAUUAAGUGAACACAAACCUAUUGCUUCUUUCAGCUCUGCAUGCUGAACGUGAAACUAUACAUUACCACACAUUUGCAGUUGACAAAUUCUUACUCAGAUUUAACUCCAACCCACACAUGCCUGAAAUAGCCCGUGUGUGGCAGCCGAGCCACAGGGCAGCAUGUAGAAUGUUUUUCCUUAUAAGUUUGACUACUCACCACUACCAGACAUUUCUGGUGAAUGCUGACAGUGGUGUGGGAAGUCUUCAUGUGAUAGCAGUGGUUCAUAUGGUGUGUCCUUCUACAUGUUACAGCUGCCACAUGGAUCAGCCACUUUAUAAGAGGCUGUUUUAUGCGGUUUCCACGUAUGAGGCAUUAGUCCUAGGAAAAUUCUACCUGUUGACCACCAUAAAUGCCUUUGAUUUUUUGUAUAACCGAAUCUGGCUUAUUCUCUCAGGUUCCUUUUCUUUCUGAUUUUGCUUGAGUGUGUGAUAGUAAUAAGGAGUUGUUGAUGAGAGAGAUAGUAGACUGAUCAGAUGUGCCAGAGAGAGAGAGAGAGAAAGAGAGAGAGAGAGAAGAGAGAUGGCUCUUCACAUUCCACUUUGAUCCUGAAAUCCUGACAAAAUCUCCUGAACUUGGGAUCAAGGUAUUUAUAGUAGAGCAGUUCCAUGCUUGUCAGGCACAAUGGAUUAAUAGGUUUGCUCUUUAAAAACAGCCAUGGGAAUGAAUCCUGCUAAUGGCAGAGCAGUACAGCCUGUCCACAAAGAACAGACCUUUACCAUGUUACAAGCAUUUCUAUCCCCCACCCACCCCACUUUCAUGUUUCAGGAGUCUGAAAAUACUUAAAGAGUCUUUAUUCUAAUUACAGUCUUCUGAAAGCCACAAUAGUUUGUUCAGAUUUCCUUAUGGAUUCUCAGGAUAAUUUCAGGCAGGAGGGAAAUGACUGAUACAAUAGCUGCCUUUCAGAAUAAAUAGUAGUACAUUAGUACAUGGAGCCUGCAAUCAGUGUAACAUAAAACAAUCACUAGUUACUUUGCCAAAACCUGAUUGAAAUAAUACAGGGGAGAAAAGGCCACUAUGGAGAGUGGAUUUGUUAUUUUGAGCACAAUAUGUGAUGCUAGAAGCAGCUGGAAUUUAUAAUGUAGUAAUGUACCGCAAUCUGUAAAGACCAAAAGUUUGCAGGAGCAAAUGUAACACCAGUCUCUUGUGUGAACAAGACUUUGGCACAAGCACACUUUUCAUAAUGAUUUAUUCUUUCUCGUGGCAUCUGUUACCCAAGAAGCUUUUGCCUCUGUUGCACAGAAUGGUAAUCCAGCCAAAAUGGGCAGAUCAUUGAGUUGUAAUGCUACUAAAAGCUAUACACUGCCAAGAGGAAAACAAUAAAAACAGUAGCAGAGUAAAGAAGGUAGAGUCUCCAUAUGGCCUUUGUCUUCUUUUACUAUAACACAUUAUUAGGCAAGGCAAAAAAAGACAUCAAUGUUUUGUGAAAUAAUUCCAAGAAUGUUUCCAAAACUGCCAUGCUGAACAAGAGCUAGCCACACAGUAGAGUACAAUUGGCUGUGUUCCAUCAAUACAUACUUGGACUGUGCAGUGACUUAGAAAAAGAAGACACUUUAUUUGUUUUUUACCAUUAGGCAAUUCACUCUGUGCUGUGUUUCAAAUGAUGAGAUAUGGAAUUUAAUUUCUUGUUUUGUCUUGUUUGUUUAAAGUGCCAAAAAGUCUAUGAAGUUAGUUUUAAAAUGUUAAUUAGAUCUCUCUAAACAGCCUAAGUGACAGUAUGUUUCAGCUAUUGUAAAUUGAAUGCAGUAGCAUAAAAUUAAUAUAAAGAAAGAUGCUAACCCUAUAAAAAUGUACAUUGGCAAUGUGGAUUGGUAUGAAU